Messenger RNA from Colletotrichum aenigma, 1248 nucleotides. RefSeq lists its product as uncharacterized. Gene Ontology annotation, molecular function: protein binding. The transcript has 3 exons. Bases 1 to 1248 code for a protein of 415 amino acids. The record is from RefSeq and is a predicted model, not a curated record. Lineage: Eukaryota; Fungi; Ascomycota; Sordariomycetes; Glomerellales; Glomerellaceae.
AUGGACGGAUGCGACUCUGUUCCCGCAUUCCCCAAGCCUGGGAACCCACGUGAGCAGGAGGACUGUGUCACUCUCAAAGCAGGAGGAAAGACCUUCAACUUCAAGAAGAGCAUCCUGAUCAAGGACUCCGAGUACUUGGCCACUUGCUUCAAGAACGAGAACUUUAUCGAGGGCAAGACUUUGACUGUCGAGUUCGACGACAUCGACCCCGACCUUCUCAGCAUCUACCUCCAUCUCGCAUUCAUGCAGGCCAUCAAGAACUCUGUGAAGUUUGACCCUGGCUUAAAGAAGGAGCCAAAGCGCCUGAAGCCCAUGGUCGACCUGUAUGAGAUUGCCGACCGCUUCAUGAACACGAAGAUGACCAAACUCGUUGGCUGCUCCAUCCUUGAAAUAGCUAUGGAUCAUCCUAUCAAAAACGUUACAUACGACAUGACUGCUCUGGAACGAUCUUGGUCUAUCAAGAACUACAAGGAUGCAUUCGAGGCCCUUGACUACGGAGAUCACGCUCGGGAAGAACCCCAAACCUCGGUGACGCUCCAGUGUGGCGACAAGACCUUCGUCUUCAACAAGGCCAUACUCACGCAGUACUCGGAAUUUUUCGCCGCCGGCCUGAAGGAUGCCACCGCCGCCGAGUGCGAGGCCAACACCAUAACAUUCAACGACAUCGAACUCGAGCAUCUGGAUGCGUACCUUCAAUUCGUCUACUGCAGAUCCGUCAGCGAGAGUCUGCUCAAGGAGCGGAUCGAGGCCCUGGGCGAGCACAAGAAACUCGUCUUCCCCGUCAAAGUCUGGCAGGUCUCCGAUCGAUUCCAGUCCAAGGCCCUUUGCACCGCGCUCGGAGCUCAAAUUGCGAAGCUUGGAUAUGAUUGGGAAUACUCGAAUCAAAACGAUCGCGAAUGGUGGGUUAACAACGUCAAGGCUGCUUUCGAGGCAUUCGACGAGCAUGCCGACAGCCAGGUGAAGCUUCGGGGCCAGGUGGUCAAGCAGUUCAUUCUCGACUUUCCGUCCGAGCAUCUCCAUUCUGUUCUCGGCCUGGCCGAUCUCAGCCCGUCGUUCAUUCGCGAGCUUUGGAAGGCCCUGUCCGCCCAUGCCUUCGACACGGAGAACCAGCUUCGCGAUACGAAGACGAGGGCUCAAAACCAUCAUCAGAGGAUUAUGACGUUGGAGCGCGAUAUUCAAGCUUGGCGCAAGCGAGUCGGCGAGCUGGAGGACCAGGUUGCAGAGUUAGAAGAAGACAGGGAUUACUGA